AUGUCGGCUUUCACGCGCAAUGUCGACCUUCUCGUCGCGUCCGGCCGGACGCUGCUUCAACGAGAACCCGCAACAACACUCGGGCAUUCACAGACGGAAUUCGACGCUGCGGCUUUGGUAUCGCUCGAACAGGCCCAAGUGAUAGAGACUCUGGCCAUUAUCUUUUCGACGCUCAGCACAAUUGCUUCUGUUUGUGGAGUUUACUGGUUCUUGGUCAUGCGGAGGAAUUUUCGGCGUGAUCUCAUUCUUCUGCUCAUUGUUGGAAAUUUGUGGAAAUCGAUUUGGUUCGGAAUUAAUGCCGCUGUGACAUUAGCAUUGGGUCGGCCAGAAGACGCCUCGGUAUUCUGCUCGGGUGCUGGAUACCUGCUGUUCACUGGAAUAGAGGCUUGCGACUGGGCCAUUUUCUUUCAAGCUUUGCAUACUUACCUCCAGGUCUUCCCGCCUCGGAAUAAUUCGCUCUUCGGGUACGACGGCCUUUAUCGUGUUCGUCACUGGGUCCUGGGCGCCUGGUUUAUCCUUCCUAAUAUCUCUGCCUCAUUGGCAUUUAUAAAUGAGAACGACGCCUACGUGUCUCAAGGUGGCUUCUGUACGCUACCCAUCCGACCUUUCUGGUACCGUCUAGCCUUGUCCUGGAUCCCGCGGUACUUGAUCUGGAUAUUCACCCUGGGAGUUGCCAUCCGGAUCUACACGCAUGUUGGACUCGAAUUUCAAAUCUUUGGUGCCGAGCACGAUGAGAGUUCGUCGGGUGGUCUAACUGGACACAGCACGACGACGAAGGCUGGGAUUUCACAGCGCGCGUAUUCCACGACCAUGUUCGAACCUCGGGGUGAAAAGCGAAACUUGGACUGUGAUGAAGGAAUUGGGCCGCACGAUGGCCCUACCAUUGCUCCAGGACAAAUGGCGUACAUCCCAACCGAUUCAAAUCGCACCAGUAGGAGAGGCUCUGCUGUAAACUUCGCAACAGAGGUGAAUGCUCUUCCGGAAUCCACCCGCCUGCCUACAUCUGUGAGCUUCUCCCCCUUCAGUCACAGCAUCCCACCAUCGCGACGGAGCAGUCGACAGGCCUCGACUAGUGUCCUUGCAGAGGAUUUUAUUCCGCCGCCGAUCGAGUUGGAUGAUAGCCAAGAAUCUUGGUCCUCGAAACACUCCUCAAAUUCUUCGGCGGCACUGCCGCCGAUCAACACCAAACUCGGAAACGAUACGCCUCAGAGUCUUCCGAUGUCUGCGCAUCCUCCCGUAGGCGUGCCGGAAAAAUCUGCUAACACGGCAGUCCAGCGGAGGCGGCAGACCAUCCUUCGCCAGCUUCGCCUUCUUUUCAUCUACCCGGUCGUCUACAUGCUUAUGUGGGUCAUGCCCUUCGUCGCGCAUGCAAUGAGCUACAGUGACUACUACGCUCAGCACCCCAUUUACGCCAUCCGGAUCCUGAAUAUCGUCGCGCAAUGCUCCAUGGGCUUCGUGGACAUCGCCGUCUUCUGCUGGCGCGAGAAGCCCUGGCGCCACAUCCCAGGGUCAGACGGCUCCUUCUGGGGCUCUUUCGUAUUUUGGAAGUUUAGCUUCGGCGCACAGUGGCAUGAAGCUCGCUUCCGAAGCCGUCAACUCGCGUCGCACGGUGGCGAGCACGACGAGAAUGGAAUGCCGCAGCAUGAGACGGAGAAGAACCCACGAGUUCGCGAUUAUUUCAGCAGUCCCGGCAGUCGUAAACUAUCCGCGGUCUCGCCGGCGACAGACGUCGGCACUAUCCGCUCGCCUUUGUCACACGGCUUCAGUGGCAUCAGCGAUCGACGCGCCAUGGAGGUCGACCAAGCUCACGCCCGUCUACGCCUCGAGCGGUCGGAUUGGGAGAAGAGAUUACAGGCGACGCGCGACAAAGCAGAAAGUCCGAUCAGUGCGCCUUCUCCUUCAGCACGUAAGGAAUGGUGGGAGAGCCGAUUAAUGAGCAUAGACAGCGAAUGA
Dissoconium aciculare CBS 342.82 is the source of this 1953-nucleotide messenger RNA. RefSeq lists its product as uncharacterized. Bases 1 to 1953 code for a protein of 650 amino acids. Gene Ontology annotation, cellular component: plasma membrane. NCBI's taxonomy places the organism in Eukaryota, Fungi, Ascomycota, Dothideomycetes, Mycosphaerellales, Dissoconiaceae. Gene Ontology annotation, biological process: adenylate cyclase-activating G protein-coupled receptor signaling pathway. The record is from RefSeq and is a predicted model, not a curated record. The transcript has 2 exons. Gene Ontology annotation, molecular function: G protein-coupled receptor activity.